AUGCGCUCCCCGCUCCCGUUCCCCUGUGUCCCUGAUCGUCCUUACAAGAUCCUGCUCGUGCAGGCAUCAAAGCAAAAAAUUUAUCGACAAAAAAGAAAAAUGGCGGAGGCGAAGCUGGCUGCCCAGCGCGCGGCAGCAGAGGAGACGCUGCGGGCGAGGGAAGCGGAGAGACGAGCAGCAAAGGAGGCACAGCUUGCGGAGCAGCGGGCAGCGGCGGCAGAGCGCAAGGCUAUUCAGGCAGAGGCGGAGCGGCGCGAGAAGGAGGCUGCCAACAGGAGGGCGGAGGAGGAGAAGGCGAGGCGGCGCGCAAAGGCGGCGGAGGCAACUGCAGCCAAGAAGGAAGCCAAGGAGAAGAACAAGGAGGCCAAGAAGGCGCCGCUUGCCUUCAAGCUCGAGGAGGAGCGGAGGGCGAAGGCUGCGGCAGAGGUUCGCGCACAGGAGGAGAGGGCGGCGCGGCUGGCUGCUGAGCAAGAAGCUGCGAGGCGGGCGGAGCGCGAGGCGGCAGAGCUAGCGGGUGCGGCGGAGCAGGCGGCGCUGCGCGAGGCUGCGGAGCUAGCAGAGGCGCUGCGCUUGUCAGAGAUAGAUGCGGAGGAGGAGGCUCUGGCGCGUCGGGUGUCGCGGUGCGAGGAGGCGGUGAGCAGCGAGUCGACCGGCGGCGGGGACCUGAUGCGGCGUGUCGAGCAGCUGGAGGCCAGCUUGGGCGCGGCGAUCGAGGGUAACCUCGAGGAGCGGGUCGGCGCCAUCGAGCGCUUGAUCGGGCCAGAGGCAGCCGAGGCGGCGGAGCAGCAUCUGCCAGUCACUGAGCCGUUUGCAGCCGUCUCACUAGCGGACGCAGGCCUCGACACGGGGCGGCCAGCUCCCCCGACCGGUGAUGAUGUGGAUGGUCCCGCGUCCAGUGUGUACCCCGAGAAGUAA
Emiliania huxleyi CCMP1516 is the source of this 915-nucleotide messenger RNA. RefSeq lists its product as hypothetical. The record is from RefSeq and is a predicted model, not a curated record. Lineage: Eukaryota; Haptophyta; Isochrysidales; Noelaerhabdaceae. The transcript is spliced from 4 exons. The coding region runs from base 1 to 915 and encodes 304 amino acids.